Aspergillus calidoustus is the source of this 3024-nucleotide messenger RNA. Lineage: Eukaryota; Fungi; Ascomycota; Eurotiomycetes; Eurotiales; Aspergillaceae. The record is from the annotation of a GenBank genome assembly.
AUGAGGCUGUUCUCAACCUGCGCGGCUGUGUUGCUCGCAGCACAGGCGGCGGGCUCUGUUAUUACCCAUAAGCUCAACGGCUUGACGAUCGUGGAGCACCCAGAUCAGGAAAAGAGGGAUCAGUUGCAGGAAUAUGUGACCUGGGACGAGAAGUCGCUCUUUGUCAAGGGGGAGAGGAUCAUGAUUUUCGCUGCUGAGAUUCAUCCGUGGAGACUCCCAGUCCCUUCUCUGUGGACCGACCUUCUGCACAAAGUCAAAGCCCUUGGCUUCAACGCCGUCUCGAUCUACGUCAAUUGGGCGCUUCUAGAAGGAAACCCCGGAGAAUACAGAGCAGAAGGAGGCUUUGCCUGGGAGCCGUUUUUCGACGCCGCGGCUGACCUUGGUAUCUACCUGAUCGCUCGCCCUGGACCGUAUAUCAAUGCAGAAGCAUCCGGCGGUGGAUUCCCGGGAUGGCUGCAGAAACUCAACGGGACGAUUCGGUCGUCGGAUAAAGCAUACUUAGAUGCGACUGAGAACUACGUCUCACACAUCGCCGGGCUUGUUGCAAAAUACCAGAUCACAAAUGGCGGACCGGUUAUCCUCUACCAGCCCGACAACGAGUACAGUGGUGGCUGCUGUGGGCAGGAGUUUCCGAACCCAGACUACUUCCAGUAUGUCAUCGACCAGGCUCGGAGAGCGGGCAUUGUGGUGCCGAUGAUCAGUAACGAUGCAUGGCCGGGUGGUCAUAAUGCUCCUGGGACUGGUAAGGGAGAGGUUGAUAUCUAUGGACAUGAUAACUACCCCGUUGGGUUUGAUUGCUCCAACCCUGAUGUUUGGCCGGAGACCAUACCAACCGACUAUCGCGAUCUGCAUCUCCAGAUCAGCCCGAAAACUCCAUACACUAUCGUCGAGUACCAACAAGGUGCUUUCGACCCUUGGGGGGGACCCGGUUUCGACAGCUGCGCUGCGCUUACCAACCACGAGUUUGAACGAGUAAUGUACAAGAAUACCUUCAGCUUCGGAGUAUCUAUUCUUGGGGCGUACAUGACCUUCGGUGGAACAAACUGGGGCAACCUCGGCCACCCAGGCGGAUACACCUCGUACGACUACGGCUCACCCAUCACUGAGACGAGAGGAAUUGCUCGAGAGAAGUACAGCGAACUGAAGCUGCUCGGGAACUUCAUCAAAACGUCACCAUCGUACCUCCUCGCAGUACCGGGAAAACUGACGAAUACGACAUAUACUACUACCGAAGCCCUAACAGUGACGCCAUUGAUCGGCGACGAGACAGCCUCAUUUUUUGUGCUCCGCCAUUCUGACCAUCGCAGCCGCGAGUCUACUUCCUAUAAACUUCACCUCCCGACAAGUGCCGGACAGCUGACUGUCCCUCAACUCGGCAGCUCACUGACGCUUAAUGGACGAGACUCUAAGGUCCACAUUGUCGACUAUGAUGUUGCAGGCACAAACAUCCUCUACUCGACGGCGGAGGUGUUUACCUGGAAGGAGUUCCAUGACGGCAAAGUUCUUGUGCUGUACGGUGGGCCUGGAGAGCACCACGAACUGGCUGUGUCGACCAAGGAGGAUGCGAGAGUCCUGGAGGGGCCAAAGUCGAGCAUUACUUCGAAACGGGUCCGAGGCGCCGUUGUGGUGGCCUGGGAUGUCGAGACCACUCGUCGCAUCAUCCAAUUUGGUGACUUGAAAGUGCUUCUUCUCGACCGUAACUCUGCGUACAAUUACUGGGUGCCGCAACUCGGAUCAGAGACCACCAUCCCCUAUAGCACAGAGAAGAGCGUAGCUGCGUCUGUUAUCGUCAAGGCUGGAUACCUCGUCCGAAACGCCUAUGUCAAGGGCCGCGAUUUGCACCUAACAGCAGACUUUAACUCCACAACACCUGUCGAGGUCAUCGGCGCACCACGGACGGCAAAGAAUCUUUUCAUUAAUGGCAAGAAAGCGCAUUACUCGGUGAACAAGAACGGGAUCUGGGCGACGGAAGUUCCGUACUCCCCGCCUGAUCUCGAGCUUCCCAACUUAGAGACUCUCAAAUGGAGGUAUAUCGACACCCUCCCCGAAGCUCAGCCUGACUACGACGACUCUGCCUGGCCAGAUGCAGACCUCCCAACUCAAAACACCAUUUACCCUCUGCGCACCCCAACCUCGCUCUAUGCGGGUGACUACGGGUUCCACACGGGAUACCUGCUCUUCCGCGGCCACUUCACAGCAAAUGGCCGCGAAACCAACUUUUCCAUCCAGACACAGGGUGGACAAGCCUUUGGCAGCUCGGUCUUCUUUGACGGCAAACACCUAGGCUCCUGGACGGGAGCAAACAGCUACCAGGACCACAACGCCACAUACACACUGCCCAGCCUCAAAUCGGGAAAGAAAUACACAUUCACAGUGGUAGUUGACAACAUGGGCCUGAACGAAAACUGGAUCGUCGGUGAAGACGAGAUGAAGAAACCGCGCGGAAUCCUCAACUACAACCUCACCGGCCACACCGCGGAUUCGAUCACCUGGAAACUCACCGGAAACCUCGGCGGCGAGGAAUACAUUGACAAGUCGCGCGGCCCACUAAACGAGGGCGGCCUCUUCGCCGAGCGCCACGGCUUCCAUCAGCCCUACCCGCCAACGGCCAAGAGCAGUGAGUGGAAAUCAGCAUCCCCACUCACCGGCCUCGACGGGCCUGGAAUCGGUUUCUACACUGCUUCCUUUGACCUGGAUAUUCCGCGCGGCUGGGACGUUCCGAUCUCGUUUAACAUCGGGAACAACACAACCCCCGCACCGGCUUAUCGCGUGCAGCUGUACGUUAAUGGAUGGCAGUACGGUAAGUAUAUCAAUAAUAUCGGCCCGCAGACGAGCUUCCCUGUUCCAGAGGGGAUCCUGAAUUACCGUGGGAAUAACUGGAUUGCGGUUACGCUGUGGGCGCAGGAGGAAGAUGGGGCGAGGCUGGAUAGUUUCGAGUUGCAGUAUGAUACGCCUGUUAAGACGACGCUUGAUGUUGAGGUUGUUGAAUCGCCGAAGUAUAAAGAGAGAAAGCGGGCUUACUAG